AUGGGUCAGCCUUGGAAAUGGUCUCAUGGCCACAAAGUAGCCUUUAGGGAAGUGAAGAAGCAGUUAGUGUCGUUUCAGAUGUUGGCCCACUGCGAUCCCAGUCAAGGAGUGGUGCUGACAUGCAUAGUGUUUGCUCACCAGCGGCCCUGCAGAGAGGAAAGCCCAAUAGCGUACGCCUUCCAGAUUUUGACUGAUGCUGAACGAAAAUACACCCAGAUCGAGCAGGAAGUUUUGGCGGUCAUCUUUGGUGUGACAUCACGCCCCUCCCCCUCACCUGCUCUCCCGCAGAUCAUUGUUUGGGAUGAGGAGUUCUUCCAGGGCCGUCGACAUGAAUUCACAGCAGAAUGUCACAAUGUGAUGGAGUCUGGAUUCGAAACGGUGCGGUCUAUGAAGGUGGAAAGUGGAGCCUGGGUGGGUUAUGAGCACACAAACUACCAGGGGCAGCAGUUUGUGCUGGAGAGAGGGCAGUACCCACACUGGGAAAGCUGGAGUGGCAGUAACUCUUAUCACGUCGAGAGACUGACCUCUUUCCGAACUAUCGCCUGCGCUAACCACUGUGAAUGUCGGAUGUCCAUGUUUGAGAGAGAGAACUUUCUGGGCAGGAAGGGAGAGUUGACCGAUGACUAUCCAUCUCUACAAGCCAUGGGCUGGUGCAACAACGAAGUUGGAUCCUUCCGAAUCCACUCUGGCGCAUGGGUAUGCUACCAAUAUCCAGGUUACCGUGGCUACCAGUUCAUCAUGGAAUGUGAUCGUCAUGGCGGAGAGUACAAACACUGGAGAGAGUGGGGCUCCCAUGCGCAGACUUUCCAGAUUCAGUCCAUCCGCAGGAUCCAGCAGUAAAAUGAACCCUGAUGGCUGUGUCCUCGCAG
This is a messenger RNA of Rhincodon typus (whale shark), 869 nucleotides long. Its product is annotated as crystallin, beta A4. The record is from RefSeq and is a predicted model, not a curated record. Gene Ontology annotation, biological process: lens development in camera-type eye; visual perception. Gene Ontology annotation, molecular function: structural constituent of eye lens. Lineage: Eukaryota; Metazoa; Chordata; Chondrichthyes; Orectolobiformes; Rhincodontidae. The transcript has 5 exons. The coding region runs from base 1 to 840 and encodes 279 amino acids.